Messenger RNA from Ostertagia ostertagi, 2160 nucleotides. Lineage: Eukaryota; Metazoa; Nematoda; Chromadorea; Rhabditida; Trichostrongylidae. The record is from the annotation of a GenBank genome assembly.
AUGAGCUGCUGCUUAAGUAAUCGUAGUUAUCGUAACAUGAUCAUGAAGCAUGUGCUAUUAGAAGAUAUGCCCGACAGAAACGUUGCACCAGAGGAAGUCAAGUUCAUCCCUGGUCCGUCAUCACCUGGCUCUCUUUUUGGUCAGGAUUGGCAAGAAAGACGAGCGUAUCUUCGUCCAAGUGAUAACAUAGUGAUCAUGCUCGCUGAAAGAGAACGAGGUUAUACGCGUAACGGUGUACGGCAUGUUCGCAAUCGACACGAUGAGUUUUAUUCGACUGUGGCUAUGGAUCGUAUAGUUGAGCGAUUAUUUGAAUUGGAAUCUGAGGUGACCAUGAUGAUGGGAACAUCUCGUUUGGAGAGUGCUUCAUUACGAACGGAUUGCAUGCUAUUCACUGAUGAUGGUAACUAUAUGAUCGUAGCAACAACAGCACCGGCACCCGAUCAACUGUUAACAAUACCCAUGGCUUAUCCGAAUACUGAAGCCUUGCCAGUUACAAACUACAGUCUUGAAAUUUACACGUUCUUCACGAUAGAUAUAAAGAAAGGUUCUAUUGCGCACUUUGUGAUGUACAAUUUCGACCGGAUAAAUCUCACACAUGGCGUGGCUCUUUGCGGCACAACCAUGAUGAUAAUGUCACUGCAGAAGCAGAUCAUUCAUAUGCUUCAUGUCGACGAAUUCGGUGCGAUGAUACCAUUGAAGGACAUCGGUGCUUCAAUAUGGGAUGAUGAUGGACUGUACCUAUUUGGUGACUGCCAAGCAACGCCGACACGAACUUCUCUUUAUACUGGAUUGAAACAGCGGCUGCUCACAUUCCUUUAUAAAGAGGCGAAACGAGAAGGCAAUGUGGAAGAGUUCUUGCGUCUUACACCAUCUUAUGUGGAGAAGUUACGAAUGCAUCGUGCUCAACUCUUCGAUGGUCAUUAUCUGCUUGUCAGGAUGCUACCACAUACUUCCAUACGGUACGAUAUCGCGCUGAUGCCAUGUUUUCUAUUCAUCUUGGAUUGGAGAGAUUGCAAGAUUCUGGCAGUUUACCAAGAGUACGGACCUGAGUUGUUGGCGUUCUAUGAAAACUUCGUCGAGGUUUUGUUGACUCCAACGCAAAACCCGCAUCGGUAUCCAAAGUCAUUUCAAUACAAUCCGCAUUCGAAGCAGAAAGCACAUUGGUUAAUGGGCAAUAGUUCAGGAAGUGAGUUUUUUGAGCUAUGUCUGAAGGAAUGUAUCGAAGAGUCCUCUCGGUUCUGCCUUUUGCGGCGCACAUUCUUCAUCGGAAAAUCCUUACCUCGACCCUUAUACUUUUCGAUUGAUGAGAAAAUUCAUUCGAAUCUGAUGUAUGGUCGCAUGCGUUUUGACCUUGGACCAGUAAAGAUUUUCGCGAGGCGCACCCAACAUCACGUGUGCUCACUGAGUCUACCACCAUCGUUGGCAUCGAAGAGCCCCGCUUGUGUGAUUCUGUUUCAUCCACAGGAUCCAUUAGCUAUUGCUUUUGACCGCAUUCGUACUGAUCAGCCCACGAUGCGAACAACAGCGGCUGUUCGGGAGAUGCAUGUGGCGUUAGUAGGAAUGACAGGAUCAGGAAAAUCUGAAGACACCUACUGCCGUCAGGAUACUGUAGCCGGGCAGCCCCUGAUGGUUUGGAUGAUGGAUACGGUAGAUGAUGCAUCGCGAGACGAAAUGCGAUGGCUGGCUUGGGCUGAUGUGAUAUUUAGUGGUAAGCGACGUCGACAAAAAAACAUUCUCGAGCGCAUCACCAAGCAUGAGCAUUUACUGUGUGCUAGAGAACAUAAGACGAUUCUACUGGGUAACAAGAACGAUUUGGAGCGAUAUCGGCAAGUAUCUGAAGCGGAAGGUGAAGCGAUGGCCAGCAAGUACAAAAUACAUUUUGCCGAAUCGACAGCCACCGGAGAUCCACGCCCAUUGUCACAACUACUUCAUACUACUUUCCAGAAUAUUCUAACUGGAACAAGAAGUCCAUCGCCUCGUUUGUGCUCCUCAGACUCAGAGAUUGUCACACCUAGGAAAUCGGCUUUCUCAGCACUUCGUUCAACAAGUCGAUCCGGUCAAGUACGAUCUAAAGCAGCGAAGCCGGUACAGUUACACAAGACGCCGAGUUUGAGCAAAAUCAAGACGGGCAGCAAGUUGCUGAAGUUAUUUCAUAAUUAA